Molecule: messenger RNA, 694 nt
Organism: Thunnus maccoyii (southern bluefin tuna)
Lineage: Eukaryota; Metazoa; Chordata; Actinopteri; Scombriformes; Scombridae
Product: insulin
Exons: 2
Coding region: 283-630 (115 amino acids)
Cellular component (GO): extracellular region
Molecular function (GO): hormone activity
Source: RefSeq, a predicted model, not a curated record
UCAUCAUAUAUAGUGUUCAAAUACAGUUUUUUUUACACUUUUAUUUUGUUAUGUGUUAUCACUGAUAAUUAUCAACAGCACUGUUUUUAAUUAAUUUACUUUUCCCCUCAAAUCCUCUACAUGACAUUGAUUUAUGACAGAAGCUUAAUGUUUCUUAUUACAUUAGCAGUAUUUGUGCUGUAGCUGCAGUAGAAGUAGUUUAUUACAGCUACAUCACUAGCAGUUUUUAGUUGUACUGUCUAAAAAUAUAAAACAUAUUUGUGUGUUCAGGUCUCCUGCAGCAUGGCGGCACUGUGGCUCCAGUCUGUCUCUCUGCUGGUCUUACUGAUCGUAUCAUGGCCGGGCUCCCAGGCCGUCGCCCCCCCGCAGCACCUGUGUGGCUCUCACCUGGUCGACGCCCUCUACCUGGUCUGCGGUGACAGAGGCUUCUUCUACAACCCCAAGAGAGACGUCGACCCCCUGCUGGGUUUCCUCCCUCCAAAGGCGGGCGGAGCUGCGGUGGGUGGUGAUAACGAGGUGGCCGAGUUCGCCUUCAAGGACCAGAUGGAGAUGAUGGUGAAGCGAGGCAUCGUGGAGCAGUGCUGCCACAAGCCCUGCAACAUCUUCGACCUGCAGAACUACUGCAACUGAACCGCCUGGUUUAGCCUAGCUUAGCUUCUCGGCGGCUAACUUAGCCUGAACCCACGCACCACCC